Papilio xuthus (Asian swallowtail) is the source of this 853-nucleotide messenger RNA. RefSeq names its product Pdrg1 prefoldin-like subunit (gene Pdrg1). Gene Ontology annotation, cellular component: prefoldin complex. Bases 222 to 614 code for a protein of 130 amino acids. The record is from RefSeq and is a predicted model, not a curated record. NCBI's taxonomy places the organism in Eukaryota, Metazoa, Arthropoda, Insecta, Lepidoptera, Papilionidae. Gene Ontology annotation, biological process: protein folding. The transcript has a single exon.
UGUCACUAAUACAAACGUCAAAUCAAAAUAAAUUGCAAAUUGUUGUGUAGUGUUGUCCUGCUCCUGUAAUCAAACUGCGCUGCGUCAAAUCAAACUAAUCAACAGAAACAAAGAGUAUAAUAAGUAUACUAUAGAAACAUAAAGCUAAAGAUCAAUACUGAGAACACAAAUACAGUGUACAAGAGAGAAAAGAAUAUUUACGAUUCCACUAAAGAACUGCAAUGGACAACCAAGAUAACACCUUAAAGUAUCUUAUUUCAGUAGAAAAAUUAGCUCAAGAAAUUUUAUCUGAUAAACAAGAGAUUAUUUUAUUAGAUAAAAGAAGAAAUGAGAAUCGGGAGGCACUGCGAAAUUUAACAAAAUCUUCGGAAUCAAAAUGUUGGCUUACUGUGGGUUCAGUAGUUAUCAAGCACGAUAUUGCUACAGCCAAGUCUCUUUUAGAAGCUGACCAAAAGCAGUUGAAUAUUGAUAUAAAUCAACUAAGAUCAGAGCUAAAGGUUAAGGUCAACAAUCUAAGAGAUCUUGAAAUGCAACCACCUGUCCCUGGUUUAAUGUUAGUUCCCUUGACACAUAUGGAAAAUGAAGGCUUAACAAAUGCAGGUCUGUUCAAUUAAAUAAAUCAAUUUAUAUUAUUUCUCCUGAUGAAAGGUAAAGAAAUGAUGCUGAGAAAAGUUAAAAUAAGGGUUAUUAGAAUUAGGAGCUACAUAAUGAACUACUUUGUUUUUAUUUACACGAAUAUUGCUUGGUCCAUAUACAAAUAAAAAAACCAUACAUUGUCAUUUUAUAACUUAUAUUGUAUUGGGUAUAUAAUUAAUCAGUUAUAUGUAAGUAGAAAUAAAAGAAUUACUUUUCA